Spea bombifrons (plains spadefoot toad) is the source of this 2729-nucleotide messenger RNA. RefSeq names its product cyclin dependent kinase 19 (gene CDK19). Gene Ontology annotation, molecular function: RNA polymerase II CTD heptapeptide repeat kinase activity; ATP binding; cyclin-dependent protein serine/threonine kinase activity. Gene Ontology annotation, cellular component: cytosol; nucleus; mediator complex. The transcript has 13 exons. Gene Ontology annotation, biological process: protein phosphorylation. The coding region runs from base 231 to 1712 and encodes 493 amino acids. The record is from RefSeq and is a predicted model, not a curated record. Lineage: Eukaryota; Metazoa; Chordata; Amphibia; Anura; Pelobatidae.
UGUCCAGCACUGAACACGUUAAUGCCAGCCGGCGCUGCCGUGAAACUGAAAGUGCCGAUAGAGGGCGCUGUGCCGCUAAUGUACAUGGCUUGCGUCUAUGUGCGAAGAAGAAGAAGGAGGAAAACAAGGAAAUGGUGGAGGGAGAGCCUGCCGCUUAUUCCAUGUAACGACCGCUGGCAGCGGCAGGAAGCGGGGUCUUGAUGGGUUAAACAAACUCCGGCCCCAGGAGCAUGGAUUACGAGUUUAAGAGCAAGCUGUCAGCCGAGCGGGAGAGAGUGGAGGACCUCUUUGAAUAUGAAGGUUGCAAAGUGGGUCGAGGAACCUAUGGGCAUGUUUACAAAGCAAAGAGGAAAGAUGGCAAGGAUGAAAAAGAGUAUGCACUAAAGCAAAUUGAAGGUACAGGAAUAUCCAUGUCGGCCUGCAGAGAGAUUGCACUCUUGCGUGAAUUGAAGCAUCCAAAUGUAAUUGCGUUACAGAAAGUGUUCCUGUCUCACAGCGAUAGAAAAGUUUGGUUGCUGUUUGAUUAUGCUGAACAUGACUUGUGGCAUAUUAUCAAGUUUCAUCGUGCCUCAAAAGCAAAUAAAAAGCCCAUGCAGCUGCCAAGAUCAAUGGUCAAAUCACUGCUCUAUCAGAUCCUGGAUGGAAUCCAUUAUCUGCACGCAAACUGGGUGCUUCAUCGAGACCUGAAACCAGCAAACAUCCUGGUAAUGGGGGAAGGCCAUGAGAGAGGAAGAGUCAAGAUAGCUGAUAUGGGUUUUGCCAGACUCUUCAACUCCCCGCUGAAGCCACUAGCAGAUUUGGACCCAGUGGUAGUCACAUUCUGGUACAGAGCACCAGAAUUGUUGCUUGGAGCAAGACAUUAUACUAAGGCCAUAGAUAUUUGGGCGAUUGGCUGCAUUUUUGCUGAACUGUUGACAUCUGAACCCAUCUUUCAUUGUCGCCAAGAAGAUAUUAAAACAAGCAACCCGUUUCACCAUGACCAGCUGGAUCGCAUAUUCAGUGUAAUGGGAUUUCCUGCAGAUAAGGACUGGGAAGAUAUCCGAAAGAUGCCAGAAUAUCCUACACUGCAAAAAGACUUCAGGAGAACAACGUAUGCUAACAGCAGUCUGAUAAAGUACAUGGAGAAGCACAAAGUGAAGCCCGACAGCAAAGUUUUCCUUCUGCUUCAGAAACUUCUUACUAUGGACCCAACAAAAAGAAUAACCUCAGAACAGGCGCUACAAGAUCUCUAUUUUCAAGAGGAUCCGUUGCCAACAUCAGAUGUUUUUGCAGGGUGCCAGAUACCAUAUCCAAAACGAGAGUUUCUGAAUGAAGAUGAGCCAGAGGAAAAAGCGGACAAGAAUCAACAGGCACAGAAUCAGCAUCAACAGCAAGCAGCUAACCAGCAACAGCAGACGACAAACCAGCAAGUCCAACAGCAGAACAGCAGCCAGACUAAUGGCACAAGUGGAACCGGUGGAGCUACUGGAACAACACUGCAACACAGCCAAGACUCCGGACAUAACCCGGGACCUCCGAACAAAAAACCACGCAUGGGGCCUUCAGCCAAUAAUUCGGGUGGACCUUCCCUCAUGAAUUCUGAUUAUCAGCACUCUACUUCUCGUCUGGGUUACCAAAGCAAUGUUCAGGGAACUUCUCAGCCUCAGAAUACCAUGGGCUAUUCCACAACAACUCAACAGAGCUCACAGUACCAUCAGUCCCACAGGUACUAAAUGGACAAUCAGCUGACAUCAAAGAACACCAGAUGCUCCAGUUGUAUGAAACAAAGACUUGGCACAAACAGUGCACGUUUGGAACCAAGUAAAAAGUGCACGAGUGGGCUCUUCAAGACUCUGAUGGUGUUAAAAUAUAGAAACGUAGAAAGUGAAGGCAGAUGAGAACCAUUCGGCCCAUGUAGUCUGCCCAACCUUCUUUGUUUUUAGACAUUAUCAAGUUUGGUGAACCUCCAUUUUUCUUAAAUUCCGUAACCUUUGUCUGUUCCAGUCACAUUGGUGAAAAUAUGUGAUCUGAAACCAGCACUUACCCUUCCUUAAUAUUUUUUUAUGGGAAACCAAUUAUUAUCAUUUUUUGUGCAGCUUGUCCAUGCAGUAGCAGUGACAAUGGUAUGUCAUCAUGCUAGGUAGAGCCUGCUCUGUGGGACUUUAUGUUGUAAAAAGAAAUCUUUAAGCUUUCUAGCUUUGUAUAGUUUUGUAUUCAUUGAAAAAAAAGAGCAUAAAUGCACCUUUUAAGCACUGUGUUCUGUUCACAGAACAUUGGCAUUUUGCAUAUGGAUGUCAAGAACAGAAAUCUUUACUGUUCCAAGUUUCUUAUUUUGCUUUUUUAAUUAACAGAAUGAUAUAUAGAUAUAUAUAUAUAUAUGUGUGUGUGUGGUUAUCUCUGUCUAACUAACUAAUCUGUGUAUCUAUAUCCUUAGAUCUAGGGAGAAAGAGAUACAUACACACAAAAAAUAAUUUAAAAAAAAGAAAAAUCAAUGUGCCUGCAUCAGGAACGAUGACGUAAAUGCAGGACCCAACUCAGGAGUGGCUGAAGUAGUUUAAACCGUAGUACAGUUUUUUUGUACAACCAUUAACUUAUUCGUAAAAUAUCUGGAAAAUCAGCUCGUGGGUGAUUGGGGAAGUGUAGGGCCUAUAGCAAAAUGGGUCUCACACUUACAGAGGUAAGACCUUAAGAUGGGGACGCUAAUUUGGUACCAAGUGUUUGCCUGAACGUGAGAGAACCGAACAGAAAAA